GAGGGAGCCCCACAAGGCCAACCCCAUAAGGCCUGAGUCCCUCACGCCCCGCCCCUUCCCGCACACUGGAGUCUGAAGUGGGCGUGGCUAGGCUGGCUUUAGGUCCCCAGAGUGUCUUGUGGACCGCUAGCACCCCUGUAAGCUACCGGCGAGGGCGCGGUGGCAAGUUGUGAGCUGGCAGCCUCUACCGGGCGCUGAAGGGGCGAUGGGCCGCUCGAGUCGGCUGCUGCUGUGGCUAGGAGCUGCGGGGAUCAUUCUCUGCUCCAACUCGGGGGCACAAGUGCCUUUUCCUCCAUCCUCUCCCCCUCUGCUGCCAGCUCCCAGCCUCUGGAACCCAAAAAUUACCGCCCUGCCUAGCAGACUGGAGCCAGGGUACCUCUCAAAUCCUCUAGGCACUGCGGGGCCUUGGGUGUUCUCUACCUGCGGGGCCAGCGGCCGGCGGGGGCCCACACAAGCUCAGUGCGACAGGGCAUACGCGGGAAGCAGCGUGGUGGUGUCGGUGGAGGACUCCGGGCCGCUCCGAGGCGUGCAGUUGUGGCGGGCGCCAAGCCCAGGGCAUUAUCUGAUCUCAGCCUAUGGAGCGGCGGGCGGCAAAGGUGCGCAGAGCCACCUGCCGCGGGCGCACGGUGUCUUCGUGUCAGCGGUCUUUUCCUUCAGUCGUGGGGAGCCGCUGUUCAUCCUGGUGGGACAGCAGGGGGCGGACGCCUGCCCCGGGGGGAGCCCGGAAAGCCAGCUUGUGUGCCUUGGAGAGUCAGGGCUAGACGAAGAGCACGCUGAGACGGAGGCGACCGAGAGCGGCCGGGGGUCCCGGCGCUGGGCGGGCGGGGGCGGCGGCGGAGGGGGCGCCACCUACGUCUUCCGGCAGCGCGCGGGCGAGCUGGAGCCCCUGCUGGUGGCGGCCGGAGGUGGCGGUCGCGCCUAUCUGAAGCGGCAGGUCAGCGGCCGCACCCAGGCCAACCCUGAGAGACUGGAGAACCGAACGGAGGCGCCCGGGAGCGGCGGCAGAGGCGGGGCUGCAGGUGGCGGAGGCGGCUGGACAUCGCGGGCCACCUCUCCGCAGGCCGGCCGCUCGCUGCACGAGGGAGCCGAGGGUGGCCAGGGCUGCGCAGAGGCCUGGGCCACGCUCAGCUGGGCCGCGGCUGGAGGCUUUGGGGGAGGCGGCGGGGCCUGCACUGCAGGCGGCGGAGGCGGCGGCUACCGGGGGGGUGAUGCCUCAUCAAUUGACGUCCUCUGGGCUGAUGGGGAAGAUGGGGUGUCCUUUGUACACCCUAGCAGCGAGCUCUAUCUGCAGCCUCUGGCAGUCAUGGAGAGCCACGGAGAAGUAGAGAUCCGAAGACAUCCCAGUUGCAGUCAUUGCCCUUUGAAAGACUGCCAGUGGCAGGCAGAGCUCCAGCUGGCUGCAUGUGUGUGUCCAGAGGGAAUGAAGCUAGCUGAGGAUAACAUCACUUGCACUGACCUGCCCAGGUCCCCAAGCCCUGUGAUUCUGAUGGUGGUUGUGACGGCGACCUUGACACUGAGCCUGCUCAUGGUCUGUGGGGCCCUCAUCCUAGUGAGCCAGAAGAAGUGUCAGGACCUGUGGAGGACCAGGCUGCCGGAUGCUGAGCUUGAGCUGAGCAAGCUUCGAACCUGUUCCCUAAGGACAGCCCCCAAUUCAUAUUACUGCCAGGUGGGGCUUGGCCCAGCCCAGUCCUGGCCUUUUGGGCUCCCUGAGGUUUCCCCAACCAAUGUCACUCUACUCAGUGCACUGGGCUGUGGUGCCUUUGGGGAAGUGUACCAGGGACUGGUAACUGGCCUUCCUGGGCAACCCAGCCCCCUGCAGGUGGCUGUCAAGGCUCUACGGAAGCUCUGUUCUCCUCGGGAGGAGCUGGACUUCCUCAUGGAGGUGCAUAUCAUCAGCAAGCUCAGCCACCAGAACAUCGUGCGCUGCGUGGGGCUCAGCUUCCAGGCUGUGCCUCGCCUCAUUCUUCUGGAGCUGAUGUCUGGAGGGGACAUGAAGACUUUCUUGAUGGAGAGCCGGCCUAAUUUGGGUAAACCAUCACCUCUGGCCAUGCAAGACCUGCUACAGCUGGCCCAGGACAUAGCUCAGGGCUGCCACUACCUGGAGGAGAACCACUUCAUUCACAGGGACAUUGCUGCCCGGAACUGCCUGCUGAGUUGCACUGGGCCAGGCCGAGUAGCCAAGAUUGGGGACUUUGGGAUGGCCAGGAAUAUCUACCGGUGUGGUGCUUGGGAAUGUGGGAAAGCUGGGCUUUUGGGGGUUUCCCAGCUCUUUCAUGGUAUUAAGACAGCUGGUUGUUUUCCUCCUCCCUCCUUCAGGGAUAGUUACUAUCGCAGGGGUGGCCCGGCCUUUCUCCCAGUCAAGUGGAUGCCCCCCGAAGCCCUUUUGGAGGGCAUCUUCACAUCCAAGACAGACUCCUGGUCUUUUGGGGUGCUGCUCUGGGAGAUCUUCUCACUGGGGUACAUGCCCUACCCUGGGCGCACCAACCUGGAGGUGCUGGACUUCGUCAUUGCAGGGAGUCGGAUGGACGCUCCUCAGGGCUGUCCAGAGCCUGUGUACCGCAUCAUGACCCAGUGUUGGCAGCAUCGACCUGAGCUCCGCCCCACCUUUGCCAGCAUCUUGCAGCACCUCCAGGACUGCACUCAGGACCCUGAGGUGCUGAAUUCACCCCUAUUGCUAACUGUGCGGCCCACUCUGGAAGAGGAAGGGGCUUCUGAGCUGGGGAACAGAUCUUUAGAAGGUCCCAGGUCUCUACAACCCCAGGACCAGAGUCCAAAGACCCUGAAAAACUGGGAAGAAGGCCAUCUUGGCUGCUGGCUCUCCUCUGGCCUCGAGCCCCUCAAACCUAGAGGCUUCCAACCUCAGAACCUUUGGAAUCCCACCUAUGGCUCUUAGAGCCCCAGAGGGUGAACACUCUGCACUGAUCUUCGCAAAGACUCCUCCUGCACUACUUCCUGGGCUUCCCCGUAGCCUCUUUCCACUGCAGCCUUGAGGCAUGUCUAGGCCUGUCUCAGGGUCAUCCUGGCCACACUGAACUUUUCAUGCUGGAAACAGCUCUAGGGCUCGGCAGAGAGUCCUGGAUUCCCCUUUCCCGUGAGGGACUUUCAUUUGAGCAGCUCCCAACCUUGCAGGUGUUUCUAAUAAAAGCUCUUUUCACAUCUGA
Cavia porcellus (domestic guinea pig) is the source of this 3161-nucleotide messenger RNA. It is a transcript of the gene Ltk, whose product is annotated as leukocyte receptor tyrosine kinase. Gene Ontology annotation, cellular component: signaling receptor complex; plasma membrane. The coding region runs from base 206 to 2893 and encodes 895 amino acids. The record is from RefSeq and is a predicted model, not a curated record. The transcript has 19 exons. Gene Ontology annotation, molecular function: transmembrane receptor protein tyrosine kinase activity; ATP binding. Gene Ontology annotation, biological process: positive regulation of kinase activity; regulation of cell population proliferation; cell surface receptor protein tyrosine kinase signaling pathway. Lineage: Eukaryota; Metazoa; Chordata; Mammalia; Rodentia; Caviidae.